AAAAACUCACAAACAAGCUACAGAUUCCCACUUUCCUUGCACUUAUAUAUAUCUCUCAUCCGUCUCACCCAUCUCUCCCACUCUCUCCAAAGUAUCCCAAGAACACGAGAAUGGCAAAAAUGGCGUUUUCCCUUCAUUCAAAGCCCGGCCUUGUUCUGCAAUUCAUGCUUCUGAUUUUCUUCCUUCUUGGAACCAGAUUGUAUGCAGCUGACCCUUCUCUAACAUUAGAUUAUUAUGCAUCUACUUGUCCGGUUGUGCUUGAGACUGUCAAGAAAGAAAUGGAAUGCGCAGUGCUGUCUGACCCACGUAACGCGGCCUUGGUUGUGCGAUUACAUUUCCAUGACUGUUUCGUUCAGGGAUGCGAUGGAUCAGUUUUGCUCGAUGACACAGUUACGUUAAAAGGAGAGAAGAAAGCCCCCACCAACAUACACUCUUUAAAAGGUUUCAGAAUUAUUGAUAAGAUCAAGAACACGCUUGAAUCAGACUGCCCUGGGAUUGUCUCUUGUGCAGAUAUACUCACCAUUGCUGCAAGAGAUGCUGUGCUCUUGGUUGGUGGACCUUAUUGGGAUGUUCCUCUAGGAAGAAAGGAUUCUGUGACCGCAAGUUUUGAGCUCGCAAACACGAAUCUUCCUAAAGCAGAUGAAGGCCUGCUGUCUAUCAUUUCCAAGUUUCUUUACCAAGGCCUCUCAGUCACGGAUAUGGUUGCUCUUGCAGGGUCACACACAAUAGGAAUGGCACGCUGUGCCAGUUUUCGAGCAAGGAUCUAUGGAGACUGGGAAGGAACAACUCCAGGACACGAUCCAAUCUCUGAGUCACACCUCAGCAACUUGAAAUCUGUCUGCCCACCUAUUGGAGGAUCAGACAAUAACAUAACAGCCAUGGACUAUGUUACUCCUAACCUCUUCGACAAUUCAUUCUACCAUUUACUGUUGAAAGGGGAGGGGCUGCUAAAUUCAGACCAGGAAAUGUAUUCAAGCGUGUUUGGUCUCGAAACAAAGGAGCUUGUGAAGAAGUAUGCAGCAGAUCCAAUUGCUUUCUUCCAGCAAUUCUCGGAUUCAAUGGUGAAAAUGGGAAAUAUCACAAACCCGGAUAGUUUUGUCAGUGGAGAAGUUAGGAGAAACUGCAGAUUUGUCAACACAUGAGCUACAAAUCCAGAUUGCUAAAACAGCUGGGAUUGGUACUUUAAAUAAGCAGUUAUAUCAGUGAAAACAUUGAUUUAUGUAUCAAAGCAGACGGAAAGAAAAAUAUUCAUGGAAAAAUGUCCCAGCUGGUUGGAAGUUAAUGUUUAUUCAUUUUGUCAUUCAAUGUCAAAAGUUGACAUGCCUUGCCAUUCUUAUAGGAUGUGUUUUAUAUUGAACCUGAACAUUACUUACAGUCA
Molecule: messenger RNA, 1378 nt
Organism: Juglans microcarpa x Juglans regia
Lineage: Eukaryota; Viridiplantae; Streptophyta; Magnoliopsida; Fagales; Juglandaceae
Product: peroxidase 11-like
Exons: 4
Coding region: 111-1142 (343 amino acids)
Biological process (GO): hydrogen peroxide catabolic process; response to oxidative stress
Molecular function (GO): heme binding; peroxidase activity
Source: RefSeq, a predicted model, not a curated record